ACCCCGGAGCUCAGCAGCAGAGCCUGGAGUUGGGGUGUGCGCUGAUGUUCUUCGCCUGUGAGCUGUGUGUCCCUGCGUGCAGAGAGAGUGACAGGCAAUGGCACAAGUUAAGAUGCAGACUACGACAAACCUGGCCGGCCCUGCCAUGUCCCCGAUGGUGCUACCCCUGCCUGUCCCGGCUCCGACCGCGCUGGGGCUGCCGCCCGCCAUCAACGGAGCCCUUCCCGAGCCCGCUGCCGCCUGCAGCAGCCCCACUGCCGGCCUGGGGGAUCCUGCACCUCCUGCCAACUCACCAGCUCCUCUCCAAGAUAACAUGGCAAACCCCAAAGAGAAAACUCCAAUGUGUCUGGUAAAUGAGUUAGCCCGUUUCAAUAGAAUUCAACCCCAGUAUAAGCUCCUGAAUGAAAGAGGGCCUGCUCAUGCCAAGAUGUUCACAGUGCAGCUGACGCUGGGGGAGCAGACCUGGGAAGCUGAAGGGAGCAGUAUUAAAAAAGCCCAACACGCUGCUGCUAGCAAAGCACUGACUGAAACCACCCUGCCCAAACCCACACCUCGACCCCCCAAAAAUAACGUUAACAACAAUCCAGGUAUGACAUUUUCCUCUCUCUGCUAA
Molecule: messenger RNA, 613 nt
Organism: Calidris pugnax (ruff)
Lineage: Eukaryota; Metazoa; Chordata; Aves; Charadriiformes; Scolopacidae
Product: double-stranded RNA-binding protein Staufen homolog 2-like
Exons: 4
Coding region: 98-613 (171 amino acids)
Source: RefSeq, a predicted model, not a curated record